AAGGGUGCAUAUAAGGGCCAAGGAGGCAGCCUGCAAAUGCGCUCUUCACCUCUCCGAUUCGCCUGGACACGCUCAACCUUUGCAGGAGCAUCAUGUCUUGCUCAUCUCGGAUCUCCUCCUCCCGGGCUGGAGGCAGCAGCUCAGUCAGGGUGUCUGCUGGUGGCAGCAGCAGCAGCAGAUGUGGUCUGGGGGGCAGCUCUGCCCGGGGCUUCCGAGGAGGAGCCGGCAGCUGUGGCCUGAGUGGGGGACUGAGCGGUGGCUUUGGAGGGGGUUUUGGUAGCUGCUCAGUCGGGGGUGGUUUUGGAGGAGCUUCAGGCUCUGGACUUGGCUUUGGUGGAGGUUCUGGAUUCGGCGGGGGGUCUGGAUUCGGCGGGGGGUCUGGAUUCGGCGGGGGGUCUGGAUUCGGUGGUGGUGCUAGUGGAGGCUUCUACAACUAUGGUGGUGGUUUGGGUGGUGGUACUGGUGAUGGCGGGCUUUUCUCUGGAGGUGAAAAGCAAACCAUGCAGAACCUCAAUGACCGCCUGGCCAAUUACCUAGACAAGGUCAGAGCCCUGGAGGAGGCCAACGCUGAUCUGGAGAACAAAAUCAAGGAGUGGUAUGACAAGUAUGGGCCCGGGUCUGGAGAUGGUAGAUCCGGAAGAGAUUACAGCAAGUACUACCCAAUCAUUGAAGAUCUCAGGAAUCAGAUCAUCACGGCCUCUGUUGAAAACGCCGGGAUGGUGCUGCAGGUUGACAAUGCCAGACUGGCUGCGGAUGACUUCAGGCUGAAGUAUGAGAACGAGCUGUACCUCCGGCAGGCCGUGGAGGCCGACAUCAACGGCCUUCGGAAGGUCCUGGACGAGCUGACCAUGACUCGCUCCGACCUGGAGAUGCAGAUUGAGAGCCUCACCGAGGAGCUGGCCUACCUGAAGAAGAACCACGAGGAGGAAAUGAAGAAUAUGCAGGGAAGCUCCGGAGGGGGUGUGACGGUAGAAAUGAAUGCUGCCCCAGGCACCGACCUGACCAAGUUACUGAAUGACAUGAGGGCGCAGUAUGAGGAGCUGGCUGAGCAAAACCGCCGGGAGGCCGAGGAGCAGUUCAACAAGCAGAGUGCGUCCCUGCAAGCACAGAUCUCCACCGAUGCCGGGGCAGCCAGUUCCGCCAAGAAUGAGAUCACAGAGCUGAAACGGACCCUGCAGGCCCUGGAAAUUGAGCUUCAGUCCCAACUGGCCAUGAAAAACUCCCUGGAAGGGACCCUGGCCGACACGGAGGCUAACUACAUGGCUCAGCUGUCGGAAAUUCAAAUGCGGAUCAGCAGCCUGGAGGAGCAGAUCUGUCAGAUCCGGGGCGAGACGGAAUGCCAGAACGCCGAGUAUGAGCAACUGCUGGACAUCAAGACCCGCCUGGAGAUGGAGAUCGAGACCUACCGCCGCCUGCUCGAUGGAGAGGGAGGUGGUUCCAGUUUUGGAGGAUCUGACUUUAGAAACUCAGGAUCCAGAAACAUUGGGUCCAGGGAUUCCACAUCUGGUGACUCAAAGUCUGGAAGCCAUUCUAACCAGGGAAGAGAUCCAAGCAAGACUAGAGUGACUAAGACCAUCAUAGAGGAGGUGGUGGAUGGCAAGGUCGUCUCAUCUCACGUCAGCAAUAUUUCUGAGGUGAAAGUCAAAUGAGAAAUUUCCAGAUCUUUAAGAGUGUCUUUCAGAGAAAAAAAUCUAAAGGACACACAGGAAGACAUCGCAUCAACCUGCCCACCUUUCUGGAUAACUUCAGGGAAAAGUUUCUAUACAGAAAUAGACGACUAACCAAUUUU
Molecule: messenger RNA, 1789 nt
Organism: Myotis daubentonii (Daubenton's bat)
Lineage: Eukaryota; Metazoa; Chordata; Mammalia; Chiroptera; Vespertilionidae
Gene: KRT24
Product: keratin 24
Biological process (GO): epithelial cell differentiation; intermediate filament organization
Cellular component (GO): cytoskeleton
Molecular function (GO): structural molecule activity
Source: RefSeq, a predicted model, not a curated record